CCAGAGCCAAAGCUCCAAAAACCCCUUUCACAUUCUGGGUUUCUGCACUGCACUGAUCAAGCUCACACUGUCACCAUUUCCAUUUCCAUUAUCAUGUCUCUAUUCAGAAACAUCCUUUCUCGCCGCUUCCACACACUCCUCAACCCUCAAAACCCUCACACCCUUCACUAUUCCCUCAAAUUCCCACACAGACCCAUCACAUCCUUGCCCCAAACCCAAGACCCAGUUGCCCCAAAACCCCAAUUCAAGCAAAACAAGAAGCCCCUCCAUGCUCUCUUCACUGAAGCCGUGGGGCUCUCGCAGAAAACCACAACCAUCAACGAAGAAGAAGAAGAAGAAACCGAGUUGAAGAAGGAACUGAAGCAAUUAGAGGAAGAGGUGAGGAGCUUCAAGGAGAAAACAAAAGGGGUUCCAAAGAAUGCUGAGAGGAAGAGCUUAGUUUCUCUGUUUACCAAUCAACCUGCUAAUGCUAGGGCUAGAACAGAAAAGAAAGUGAAGGUGAGGGAGCCUAUGGUUUUUAAGGAGCUUUCACCAGAUAUGGAAUUGUUUGUGCAGCAUUUGUAUGAUAAUGGGUAUUUUAAGGAUGCCAAUUUUGCCAAGGGUAAGCAAAAAUUUGAUCCUGCUUGGUUUGAGAGUUUUUUUGCCAGGGGAUAUAUAAAGUUUGCAGCACAGAAAUUCGCUAGAGAUAACCGAGAAAUCGCCAAAUGGCUAUCAGGAAGUGCCUUGAAGCAAGUGGCAGUGUUUGGUUGCCCCUCCAUCGACAAGGGUAGUGUCUUUCCUGCAAAAAGACUGCGAAAUUUUUUUGAGGUUCAAGAAAACACUGUUUGCAGUGAAUGCAUGAUGCGACACUCGUGCAAUUUUGUAAAUCAAAGUGUGUGGAAAUGUGACACCAAUAAUUUGGAUUUGGAGGAAGUUAUGAAGGUUAUUAUUUCAUAUGCUUUAGAGUUAGUGCAUCCUAAGCUGGUAGUGCCUGAUCAAGUAAACAAGUCGAUCAGUCAAUUGCUGAAGGAAGUUGUGAAACAGAGUCAAAUUGCUUGAGAAUGCUUCUGGUUGACCGAGAAUAACACAUUAUUUUAACUUUUCCUCACAUAUCUGUCGGAAAUUGAGACACACAUUGCACAAGGGGGCAUAUAUUGAUGAUUUCUAUAAUUUCAAUGUAUGCAAUUAUGAUUACUGCAGGCAUUGGUGAUGUAUUUGCCUGAAUGAAUUAUAAAUGACGGUAUAUAUAUCAUGUCAAUUUGUGAAUUGAAUACAUCUGUGGCUUUUUGUAU
Molecule: messenger RNA, 1271 nt
Organism: Gastrolobium bilobum
Lineage: Eukaryota; Viridiplantae; Streptophyta; Magnoliopsida; Fabales; Fabaceae
Exons: 3
Coding region: 94-1038 (314 amino acids)
Cellular component (GO): cytoplasm
Molecular function (GO): mRNA binding
Source: RefSeq, a predicted model, not a curated record